Aspergillus glaucus CBS 516.65 is the source of this 757-nucleotide messenger RNA. Its product is annotated as ankyrin repeat domain-containing protein. NCBI's taxonomy places the organism in Eukaryota, Fungi, Ascomycota, Eurotiomycetes, Eurotiales, Aspergillaceae. Gene Ontology annotation, cellular component: nucleus; cytoplasm. The transcript has a single exon. The record is from RefSeq and is a predicted model, not a curated record. The coding region runs from base 28 to 477 and encodes 149 amino acids. Gene Ontology annotation, molecular function: protein binding.
CUCCUCUCCUUUGCUCGAACAUGCACCAUGUCCAUGCUAAAGCUACCUUGUGAGUUGCUUCUGCUCAUAGCACGGCAACUGGAAUGUGAAGACCUGAAUGCGCUCCUCCAAUGUCACUCUUAUCUCUACAGCUCGCUUACCGAAUACCUCUAUUAUUGCAAUGUACACCACCACGGUACCUCUGCGCUAUUUUGGGCAGCCACCUCGGGCUCUAAAGUCACGCUCCAGCAUAUCCUCGAUGUUGGAGCGAACGUUCGCUGGGAAUCGCGCUAUUGGGCCUGCUCAAAGUCGUCCCCCGGUGGAAUUCACCUUAGACAUCGGGCAGAAGGCAUGAAAGAACACCCGAUUUCCUACGCCGCGAGUCAUGGGCACGCUGAGAUUGUGACAAAAUUACUCGAUCAGGGUGUCGACAUCAACUACCAAGACCUUGAUGGUCUAAGCCCACUUGCUCUAGCGGCAUGCGGGGGGGCAUUUUGACUUAGUCCAGAUGCUCGUUAGCAUGGGCGCCCGUCAGUUGACCCACGAUACGCAUGGUCGACUGCUGAAGAAAUUCGAGCAAGUCAGUUCCCCCGGUUGCUCCAGUGUAUGGGAUCCCUUAUGUUGCUCAUUGUCAAUCCAAAAUUUAAUAAUAUUUGGAUCACCGCUUCCUGCCCGGAUGUGAUAGCAGUAAUUAAAAAGAAUUCGCCUUCUUCCCGAGCUUUGGAGUCGGCACCAUGCUCAAGUAGUAACCUGAAUAUAGCCUCAUGGUGUAUGGCAG